CAUUCAGGUAGGUAAGGUAUGGCUACGGUGCGCAUGUGCAACAGGAGAAUCUUUGAGUUGGAUCGUAUUUUACGUAUUUAGCAGAAGUUUAGGCAUUUUUGAUAGUUUUUGACAGUUUUAGAGUCUUCAAAUUUCGAUGGAGAACCAAACGACACCCCCUGAAAUCCCUCAGCCACUCAUCAAACUGGUGAGACUCAUAACCCGGGGUUUCUAUGGAAUAGAACACGCGCUUGUUAUGGACAUCUUGGUUCACAACAGGUACAUCAAAGAAGAGGACCUGAUAGAGAAACUGAAAUUCGAGAGGAAACAUCUGCGGAUGAUCAUCACCCAGCUGAAGAACGACCAGUUCCUGAAGUCGCGCAUGCGGAUGGAGACCCACUCGGACGGGCACACCACCCGCCACAACUACUACUCCGUCAACUACAAGAUGGUGGUCAACGUGGUCAAGUACAAGCUGGACCACAUGCGGCGGAAGAUUGAAACGGACGAGAGGGACUCGACGAACCGGGCGUCGUUCCUCUGCCCGAUGUGCGGGAAGACGUUUACGGACUUGGAGACGGACCAGCUGUUUGACCCGUUGACGGGGACGUUCAACUGUACGUACUGUCAGACGGAGGUGCAGGAAGACCAGAGCCGGGACCAGGAGAAGGAUUCGCGUACGCUCCUGGUACGCUUCAACCAACAGAUCGAACCCGUCUAUCAACUGUUGCGGGAGCUGGAAGACAUGAGCCUACCACAAGAGGUCUUGGAUCCCGACCUCAUACUUGGGCUCAUUCCUAAUAAGACGGUCUCGGGCGGAGGGAGACCGGGCGAGUCCGGAGGUAGUCGCGGCUGGGCCGAUGGUACGCAGCGUGUCGGACUUGACCUGAACCAAGAGGUCACGAUCAACAUGGAGAAUAAGAAUGCUCCAUCCGCGGCCUUACCUGCGGCUGAGGUGAAGGAGCGACCAGUAUGGCUGAGGGACAGCACUGUACACGAUGAAGAACUAUCCUUGUCGUCGGACGGCGUGAAAGAACCAGGCAUCAUGGAGUCCCGCCCCAGCGCGCAACAGGACAACAACGACAUCAUGCGGGUCCUUCUGGCGCACGAGAAGAAGGGGGCGAGCUCAGCCGUCUCCGCGGCCAUCCCGUCGGCGGGGGUUGCCGAUAGCGACAGCGAUAGUAGUAAGUCGGACACAGAGGACUCCAACAACUUCUUUGGAAUGAUGGCUCAGCCUGGCAUAUCUGGUACUAACUCACAAGAGGUGGAAGAGAUGCAGGAUGAAGAUGAUGAGGAAGAGGAUGUUCCCAUGGUAACGGUGGGAGGAGUAGAGUACCCGUAUCACCAAGUCAGCGAGAGGCCAGACCUCAUCGCACAGAUGACAUCAGCGGAGAAAGAGGCUUACAUGAAGAUUGGACAGCAGUACUACGCUCAUUUAUACGACUGAUAAGAUGGAAGAUAGAACACCUUUUUAUUGUGAUGGAGGACUUUAUCAUAUAAAUUGUUCUAAAUUGACUGAGUCAGUUCGGUUAUUUGUGGGGGCCGUAACUAAAUCUCAGUGGAGGAUUUUGCAAACGAACACUACUAGAUUUGGUUCAUCCAACAAAUAAAGAUUGAAGUAAAGC
Messenger RNA from Branchiostoma floridae (Florida lancelet), 1604 nucleotides. RefSeq names its product general transcription factor IIE subunit 1-like. The record is from RefSeq and is a predicted model, not a curated record. Lineage: Eukaryota; Metazoa; Chordata; Leptocardii; Amphioxiformes; Branchiostomatidae. Bases 137 to 1426 code for a protein of 429 amino acids. Gene Ontology annotation, cellular component: transcription factor TFIIE complex. The transcript has 2 exons. Gene Ontology annotation, biological process: transcription open complex formation at RNA polymerase II promoter; transcription initiation at RNA polymerase II promoter.